Molecule: messenger RNA, 1198 nt
Organism: Cuscuta campestris
Lineage: Eukaryota; Viridiplantae; Streptophyta; Magnoliopsida; Solanales; Convolvulaceae
Source: the annotation of a GenBank genome assembly
GUUUUGAGAAUUUUCUGGCGAAACUUCCGACGAGGAUUGUGGCUAGUUCCGAGGACUUCACACGAAAUUGACAGCACCACAAUAUUCCUCACACUCUCAGGACCAUAAUUGGAGAAAGAAUUGGAGAUUGGUGGAGGAAUGAAGUAUUUAAGCAUGCCUUAUAUAGGAGAGAAAGGAAGGAAGGAGACAAGGAUGUACGUAAUGGUGAACAGCGAAUACUCCUUAGUGCGUCGGGCUGCAAUUGAGUUCCUAUUACUACGUCUCUCCCUAAUUGGGACUAAACUCCCCGGCCGCCUCUCAUCUUCUGUCUUCUUCUUCGAGCGGCGACGACGGCAAGGAGGUCGGCAACAGCGCCAACCGCAGCGCAUCACCGCCAGGGACGUCGCGAGCAACCCCGACGAAGGUGACAACCUGGACAGGGACAUCAACCUCGACGAAUCUGACAUUAGAUUGGAACCAGCGUGGUCUACCGACGAUUCUCUGCGAACAAUCCGGCGACCACCAUUACCGGAGAUGACGACGGCCUUGGGACACAACGGCGAACAGCAACACCGAGGCACUGAAGAGGAUUGACCGGCCACCGACGACGAGAGUUCCGGCGAGGGCUACUCCUCCACUCCGGCGAAACAGCAGGGAGUUCCGGCGAGGGCUAUGCUCUGCUUCGUUGAACCAGCCCCGGCUUCCUGCAACGCACCUCUGAUCCGGCGGCCAUGGACAGCGGAGGGUUGGACAACGAUGUUGUUGGACAAUGGUGGCGUGGAUCAGGGUAACUCCUCUCAGCUCUGUUGACUUCCGACAGUGAUGACCGUUGGUUUGGGGCAAUGAAGGUAGUGCCCGAGGAGCAUUAGGCAGCUGGCGUAGCUCCAGCAACCUCUGGCGUAGCUCCAGCAACCUCGAGCCCCGAUGAGCGAUUCCCGGCAGCCGUAUUGGAAGGGGUAACGAAAUAUGGUUUCUCCAACGACAUCGUUUGGGUGAAGUUCUCUUGAGUCAAUCGAACAAACAAGGUGAGUACGUGGAUAUCUAACACUAGAAUAUGCAUAUAUGUUUGAAAUUGCGUUCAUAGUUGUUAUCGUGAUUAAUCUGUGUGGAAUACUUAAAUGAAUUGCUUGAUUGUGGUUUCAGGGAUUAUAUUGAUUGAAAAGGGUAGAACACAUGAUUUAGGUGUUGUUUGAUUAUUCAAUAUAUACGUUUGAUGAAU